Sorghum bicolor (sorghum) is the source of this 3995-nucleotide messenger RNA. RefSeq lists its product as uncharacterized. The coding region runs from base 397 to 1458 and encodes 353 amino acids. The record is from RefSeq and is a predicted model, not a curated record. The transcript is spliced from 4 exons. Lineage: Eukaryota; Viridiplantae; Streptophyta; Magnoliopsida; Poales; Poaceae.
UUUAUUUAAUAUAUAUAUAUAUAUAAACGAACCGACUGAAAAUUUGCUUAUUUCCGGCUCUUGAAAUCGGCCCCUGAUUCCUCCGCUCGUCAAAUCCUCCUCGCCGUGCCCGUGUAGGUAGCGAUUCCUUGCGUUGGCGCCUUGGCGGAUCAUCGCGGGCUCCUCUCCUCUCUCUCUCUCCGGCGGCAAAUCGUCGAAUCGCCCGCGCUUGGCCCCGGCCGCGCUGAAACCCGCCGCCAGCCUCCUCGUCUGAAGAAGAACGGCAGCCGUCGUCGGGCUCCGGUGGUUCCGCCGAAGAACGGCUGGUAGCCAGUCGCGCUCCCCCACGCCGGCGAGUCGAUUGGCAUUGUAUUUGCCUUUCCGUUUGUUGUUGAGUUCUCGAAGCAAAACGAUCUGAUGAGAUUCUUCAAGGGGAGCGAGGUGGAGGUAUUGCAGGAGGCAGAGGUGCCAUUUGGUUCGUGGAGGCCUGGUGAGAUCAUCUCCGGCAACGGACACACCUAUCUGGUGAGAUAUGAUGAAAGUCCCGUUGACUCUAGCGUGGCUGUUGAAAGGGUGCCAAGAAGGUUGAUGAGACCUCGCCCUCCUGCGGAUGAUUCUGUACGCUGGAGUUUGGGUAGUAUUCUUGAGGCCUUUGACAGCUACUCGUGGAAGGUUGCUGAGGUGGUGAGAGUGCUCGGAAAGAAUCAAUAUCUGGUCAGGCUCCUUGGGUCCUCGCUGGAGUUGAGUGCACAUUCAUCGGAUCUUCGAUUGAGGAAGCUUUGGCUAGAUGACAGAUGGGUUGUGACUCAGAAGUAUUCCGCAAGAUGCUUGAACGGUGGUGCAUUCGGAGGUCGAUCAAAAGACGGAAAUUUAGACUGCAACUUGAGAAAGGACAGGCAUAUUCAACUUGAGAACCAGAAUGCUUUUGAGGGUGAUACAUCUAGAGGCAUGAAGAGAAAAUCGUCUGCUAUAUCAACACAUCCUCAAUGCAGUGAAAUUACUAAGAGAUUGCGGACACCAAAUAGAGAUGGAAGGCACUCAAAGCUGGCUGAUAGAGGUUUUUUCCCUUUGGCUGAAAAGGUAGAUGCUGUCGAUUCCCCAUGCUUUAUGCUGGGCGGGAAAUACAUGCAUGCUAGUCAUAAAGGGCAUACUAGAACAACUGAAGAAUUUAGUGACACAGAGAGUAUCUCAUCUUCUGUUGGUAGUUCUAGUCCUAACAGUACCCCCCAUAGAUCACAGUAUUAUAAUUUGGUCUGCCAAAGUGGAGAUACCUGUAGUAGAACUGAUGAAGAUGAAGCUUCUACAUCUGAAAGAGAAACAUCAGAACAUAAUAAUGUUGGAUUGAGGGAAGAAACCCAUUUACUGGAAUUACAUGCUUAUCGUGCAACAAUGCUAGCCUUGUAUGCUUGUGGGUCAAUUAGCUGGGAGCAAGAGGCUUUGUUGACUAACCUAAGGGCCAAGACUGUGGUUCCAGAUUAGUACUGGUUGCUGGAUAAAAGGGUCAAAUUGGAUUGGUUUAUGAUCCAGAGACAAAAAGGUGAUCUGUUUGUUGUGUGAUUUUUCACAGAACAAGCAUAUUUCCUCUUUGGUAAGUGCUACUGGAACUCUUGGUUUUGUUUAAAUCCUUUUUUGAGGAGGAACUCUUGGUUUUAUUUAAAUCCUUUUUUUGAGGGGGGAGAUUUGAAUGAUAGUGACAAGGUAAACUAAAAUAUAUAUUGGUCACUGAUACACAUUUUUCCAUGUAAUAAAGCAACCAACAAUCUUAGCUGUAUUUUUGUAUUAUUAUAUGGAUUUAUGGUAAACAGCUCUCAAAAUAUCAGUAAGUUAAAUUGCAAUUGGUACCUACCUUCAGCACAAAAACAACAGUUGUUUAGGUAGGGAAUUAUAGGUCAAUUGAAUAGACUUUAAAGAUUCAUUGUGUUGAAGUUAAAAAAUAUUCAAGAUAUAUGUUAUCGACUGCAGAUUGCAUAGACUUCAUAGAUUCGUUGUGUUGAAGUUCAGAAAUAUUCAAGACAUAUAUGUUGCGGACUGCAGAUUGUUUUGACUAAAAAGUUAUAUGGGUAAAUAUGGAGUAGGGACUAGAACUGGGGCCGUUUGGUACCUUUGCUGGCUACUGUGUAGCCUCGCCAAGCAAGGAUUCGGAGCACACAGCUUAAUUGGUUGUCCGGCAAGGACAUAUUGAUUAUGCACUGUUAAGAUUUUCCUUGCUACUGUGAGUGAGCCAAUUUGGCUUGCCUGAACGGGCAAGAUCCUCGUGGCUUGUGUGAGCUAAGCAAGGGGAGAUGGAUGAGCAACCAAGCAGCCAGCCCCUUAAUACCUCAACCAGCUAUCUUGUGCUUAUGGGUGUUCACCUAAGAGUCUUGCAUCAAGACAAGGGUGCUGUUCCAUGAAGGCCUAUCAUCAUACAACAUACAUUUUAAGUCUUUGUUAGAUAAUGGAAUAAUAAUAUCCCAGAUGUUCUUGAAAUAUAUUUGAAGAUCUUUGUAAGUGACCACAUCCACAAUGACUGUGUUCCACGUUUUGCUUUUACAUGUUUGAACACUUGGGCCUUUUAAGAACUGUUUACUGCUUAUUUGCUUUUUUUUUUAAAAAAAAUACUGUUUGGUGUUCACUGUCAUACCUAUGCUUAAAUAGAGUACUCCAUGCAUAGAUUGAAUCUUAUGCAACUGGGGAAAAUGCUUUACAGUGCGCAAGUUAAUACGUGUAAUUAGAAAUUGGUCCAGAUUCUCAUGUGCUAAAUCGUUGCUUUCCAUUAUCUCCCCAUUGCAGACAGAUAUUCAGCCUGGGAUAUGUAAUUUAAUUUGUUUGUUUAUAAGAUUUUAAUAAUCACAUGGUUAUUACAAAGGACAAUCAUGAACAAUUUUUGGCUUUAUGAGCUUUCAGUGUGCAAUCAGCGCAAGUUCAUUUUGGCUCCUGGGUAGGUUGAUGUACACUGCAAUUCUAUAAUCGGAAGUUAUUAUUAGGUUAAAAGAAACGAUUGAGGUGAAAUGGUGUGAAACGAUUUAGUGCAUGCCCUCCCCUGUCUGAUGUUUUCUUUUUGGAGAAAUCGUUUCAUUUUCAAUGCAGUAUGUUACCUGGUAUGCUGGCAUAUGUGGAAGUAGGGAAGGCUCUUUUACUAGGAAUUUUGUAAUAAAAGCAUACAAAUGUGACCUAGUUCAGGACUUGCAGCCGAUUUCCAUGUACAGACAAAAUGUUGGGAUUACAUGGUCUGGCCUUGCAUCAAGGAAAACUUGCAGGUAUGUCUGUACAGUAAUUUGCUAGUCGUCAUGAUGCAUACCUUUUUAUCUGUUCUAGUAGUGUUUUGUAAUCCAGAUAUUGUAGCUGGUGUUCUUCAUGAAAUAUGAUAUGCGCCAGUCAGAUCAGCAAGACUAUAUGAGACUUAUUUUGCUAGACAACUAUUUGGCCACCUUACUUUUGUUCUAAAGCCAGCUGCCCUUCAAUUUUUUUACUUGGUGUACCAUGUCACUUAAGUUUGAUUGUUGUGCAGUUGAAGGAACAUGAUUGAAAUACAAUGGAUAGACAUACAAUCACAUAUUUUCAGAAGUGGCUAGGACCUUGUGGUUCUGAUGAGCAAGCGAGAAGCUUAUUUUAUAGUCAAGUACAAUUGAAAAAUUUCUCCAUGGUGUAGGACGAUGUACCUUCGAUCUCUUUACUUCCCAUUGAACUUAAUGCUGUUCGUGUGUUUGGAAAUUCAUGUACCUUGUUAUUUUUCUAAUAACAAUGUACCUUGUUAUUGGUCUUAGAAAUUCUGCUCGUUGUUUAUUUGGCUGAUAAGUCAUGACAGAAAGUACUCUUGGCUGAUAAGUUAUGACAGAAAGUACUGUUGGCUGAUUUGUUAUGAGAGAAAAACACCGCUGAAUGACUUGCAGAUUCGGCUGUUAAGCUCAAGCAAACAGUUUUGCGCCUGUGACAGAGAACAUUUCCCAUAAUGUAAAGUAGUGACAGCGAGAUUGCCGUCAGAUCUGUGUCUUUGUAAUAGUGAAUCAUUGAGAUUUCAGUAUAUACCAGUUUUUGAA